AUGAUCUAUUCAAAUGAUGCGGGUUAUCCAACAUCAAUGCCUGGCUCGCCCCCCGAAUUAACGGGAUCGAAAUCCUCCUCAUUUCAUUCCUCGUACCAAUCCGAUAACGAUGAAAUUCUCUCCGAUGUCAAUCAUUUCGAAGAGAUUGGACUCGACGACGAAUCAAGAAUUGACUCCGACAUUGGGGAAUUCGCCGUCAAAAUGUCGACAAAUCCAUACUCUUCAACAUUCACAACUGACCUGCGAAGUCAAGCAAAGCAACAGCGACAACAACAACGAACUCCCAUGUCUGCCACACAGGGGAAUACUAGAAUUCCACGAGAUUUGACAUCGACUACAAAAGGUCGUCAGGGUUAUCCAACAUUGAGGUCACAGAUAAGAAAUGCGGCAUCGGAUGGCUUGGCCAUUGUUCCUGUACCCAGUUCAUCAGCAAAAACCAGAAGAGGAUUGAGUAGCCCCAGUGCACCUGUAUUAGCGACUACACUUACACGACAGCGAAGUUUGAGCCCAAAUAUUAGCGCAAGUCCAAGAAGUAGUAUAUCCGGAGCUUCCGCGAAAGGAAGAAGAGGCAGUUGGGUUUCGAAUCGAGAACGAAAGACUAUACAAGAGUUAGAAAAGGAAUGUGAUGAGGAUGAUGGAGAUGAUGUACCCGAUGAAUGUCUUUUGGAAAAUGUGCCAAUAUCGCCGCGGCCUCCACAAGAACGAACGAGUGCUGCACCAUCAGCAUCGACGAGUCCUGAGAGACCGGCGAAGGAGAAAACAAAGCCACUUGGAAAUGGAACUUCUGCCAAACCGGCAGAACAGGGAGAACUUAGAUCACCACGAGCGAUCAUGACACGAGGAGUAACGACGGGACAAUUUCCAACUAAUCAUUUUAAUUCUAAUAAACCUCGGGCAAAGAGUUGGAACGAAGCUUUGUCGGAUUUGAGUGAAGAAGCAAAGGCUUUGACAGAAGCUUUGGAGGCACAUGCGGAGGAUGAAGAAAGAAGGGAUUCUGAUACUCAUAAUUACCAUCGUUCAGCCAAGCCAACCCGAGUGAAAUCAUCAUUCGCCGAAUUACCUCCAUUACGAAGAACUGAACUGAUGAUUGAUCCGCUACCUAUAUCAAAGGAGAAGGAAGCCGUUCUUUCGAGGACGAGGCCAUCAUGGCUUCCGCCAAAGGAUCCAGCUGAGGAAAGACGACAUCUCAAAGAAUAUCAAAAGAUGAUGGCAUCAGCAGAGAAAGUGGAGCGUCAGAGAGAAUCCGAAAAACGUAGCAAAUCAACUUGCAGAGAUGACACAGCAAGUUCUUUGUUACGGAUUUGGGAAGAACAUGUUUUACCCAAUUGGGAUGAUGUGAUAAGACAACGAAGAACGAGAGAAUUAUGGUGGAGAGGCAUAGCGCCAAGAAGUCGUGGAGCCGUGUGGUUAAGAGCGAUUGGAAAUCCCUUGGGGUUAUCUGAUUCAUCAUAUACUGCUGCUCUUCGAAGAGCUCAAGCUUUAGAAACGAAAAUCAAGAGCGGUUCCCAAUUAAAUGCGGAAGAGGAGAGGAAGAAAGGUUGGCUUGAACGAAUUGAGAGAGAUGUCAAGGAGACAUAUCCUGAAUUACGAAUAUUUCAACCCGAAGGUCCUUUGCAUGUGGCAUUAAUGGAUGUUCUCAAAGCUUAUUCCAUGUACAGGAGUGAUGUGGGUUACGUACAUGGAACAAGUACAAUCGCAGCCAUACUUCUUCUCAACCUUCCCGAUCCUUCCUCGUCUUUUCAAGCUCUCUCAAAUAUUCUCAAUCGACCUCUUCCUCUGUCCUUCCACACCAAUGACUCCGGCGCCAUCUCUCGUGUUUAUGACCUCUUCCUCACCACUCUAUCACAAAAGUUUCCACGUCUUCAUUCUCAUCUCACAUCGGAAGAAUUAAACUUUAAUCCAGAUGUUUACCUUCGUGAUACGUUUGUAUCUCUAUUCACAAGCUCGAUAUCCUUUGAUAAUGCGAGUAGAUUAUGGGAUGUAACAGUUUUUGAAGGCGAUUCAGUAUUGGUUAGAGCGGCGGUGGCACUUUUUGGAUCUUUGGAAAGUAAACUUCAUAGCGUUAGUAAUGAUGAAGAAAUUUUGGAAGUUCUUCGAGGGGGAAUUGGUGCUGAGGGAAUGGGAGAAGAGGAUUGGAUUACAGCUGUUAGAGGAGCUGGGAAGUCGUGA
Botrytis byssoidea is the source of this 2169-nucleotide messenger RNA. RefSeq lists its product as uncharacterized. Bases 1 to 2169 code for a protein of 722 amino acids. Lineage: Eukaryota; Fungi; Ascomycota; Leotiomycetes; Helotiales; Sclerotiniaceae. The record is from RefSeq and is a predicted model, not a curated record. The transcript has 2 exons.